Molecule: messenger RNA, 1008 nt
Organism: Knipowitschia caucasica
Lineage: Eukaryota; Metazoa; Chordata; Actinopteri; Gobiiformes; Gobiidae
Source: the annotation of a GenBank genome assembly
AUGGGGACAGAGAGAGGACUUGUGUGGGCUCUGCUGCUGCUGCUCCACACCGCUCAAGAUGCUGAAGGGGACUGUGAUGCCAGGAAGAACAACACGUGCUACGGAGCUCUGGGAGGAACCAUAGAAAUCCAGCUGAUGGCGAGUGGUGCAAAGACAAAUGACAAAUGCAGAUCUGUUUUUAAUAAUACCAGUGGAAUCCUUAAUAUAACAAACGUAACCAGAGAGGAUAAUGGUUCAUACACUCUGGAGUUAUUUGAUAAUGGAAAAUUAACCAGUCACAGUCAACUCAACCUACUUAUUGAAGCUCCUGUGACCGACGUGCUCCUGAAGCAGGAGUGUUUGUCCAAAGGAGUAAAGAAAGCGACCUGCUCCAGUCGAGAAGGGGACCGUCCCGAGUUCAGCUGGACUCUAAAUGGACUCAAUCUCAGCAACAAUACAAAUGUCAUCACGCUGAAACAAAUCGAAGAAGGAACCCUGCGCUGCUCUGUCAAAAACCACAUCAGUGAAGAGAGUAAGGAGAUAACUAUUGGGAGUUGUGGAUACAUACAUAUUAACUGCACAGUAAAUGGCACACAGAUUCUUGAUUGGGUUCAUGAGGCCAAUAACACCCUCUGCAUUGAACAAACCACAACCCCAUCCAUCAGUUCUGAUGGUAAGAUCUCAUUCACCAGUCAAAGUGUACUACAGACUAGUCCCACAUUUGCUCCCGCUGGCUGUGGGCACUUUUCUAAAAAUUGGCCAAUUUUGGUUGGUGUGAUGGUGGCUAUUUUGAUCUGUGGUGUUGUUGCAGUAACUUGUGUCCUGAAGAAGUGCAAGAAAAAGAGAGAUGAGGAAGACAAUCAGGAACUGACCUAUGCUGAUGUCAGGAUACUGAGGCAGCCGGGUCGGGAACCACAGCCAAAGUCUGAGGAGGAAGUUGAAUACGGCCAAGUGAAGUUUUCCAACCAAAGUCCACAUGCGUCUGUAGCUGAAGAUAAUGUCUGUAUUUACUCCAAAGUCUGUAGGUGA